Molecule: messenger RNA, 37120 nt
Organism: Xyrichtys novacula (pearly razorfish)
Lineage: Eukaryota; Metazoa; Chordata; Actinopteri; Labriformes; Labridae
Source: the annotation of a GenBank genome assembly
AUGAUGACAGCUACAGAAAUCCAGUUUCAUCACUUCACAGAAGAAAACAGGAGGACAGCUCUAAGGUGUGCAAUAAUCCCCUGUAAUCCCCUGAUUUAGACUCAAACAAGGACUUCUUUUAACACAAUAAGACCGGAGUGUAAGUCUGGACACACAAGAUCACAAAAUGGUUGACACUCAGUCUUGUUGUCCGUCCAGAAACUCAUGUUUCAUCACCAUCUGCUGGACGAUCUUUGGUGUAUUCAUCCAGACUCCAUAACUCACUGAAACCUUUGAGCCUAAACUUAAAAUCCGUUUUUAACUGGGUAUCAGUUUAGAUCACAGGAUUAAUCACAAUCAUCUUGUAAAGUUCUGCAAUAAAUCACUAUUAAAAAUAUACAUAAUCGGACAUCCCAAAAAACUAAAAAAUAUAAACUAAUUUAUGCACAAGUUCACCAAGGCUCAGUCGUGUCAUUCCUCCAGAAAAUAAACACAAAAAUCUUCCAAAUUUAAAAAGAAAAAUCCUUCAACUUCAAUCAAAUCAAACAAAAAUAAAGAUUUUUAUGUUUUGUGUUUAAGAGUAAACUGAGACACCAGUCAAUCAUCUCCUGAAGUUUCCACGCUGGAAUAAAGCGCCUAUCUCAGCCGGCACGCUCAGUGUUUUCCUCCAAACCUCGUUCAUGUUUUUCUGGCUGCAAUUAGACACACAUUAGACACGAGGAACCAUUAAAUACAAAUCCCUCUUUUCUCCUCAGUGGCUUUGGCACGGCCAUUCUUCCGCAGUUAUCAGAAAAACACAGACCCCCGUUUCUUUUUCCAGACACACACCCGGCUAAGACGCUGUCAGUCAUCUCAGAGGUUUUAUUGGCACAAACAGACAGAAAUAAAAAACACAAUGAGAAAUCGAGAUAGUUAGAGGGCAAGCCGAGCGCGGCAAAUAACACCAUCUGUUCACGCAGAAGAGUUUCUACAUUUUCUCCACAAACCAGAGGAGGCGGUUUGAUCUGGACGCGCUCAGGGUUUGACGUCUGUCCCCUGGAGAUAUCCUCCACCAUAGAAUACAGUCAUCACCGUUAUAAUGAGGACUGCUGACUUCAUGUUCUGCUUAUUCUGAGCAGUGAAUGAAUCGAGCAGGUGUAUCCGCUCUUUGCAACCACAACAGACAGCCGUGCAAACUUCUGACUGCCUGAACCUCGCUCUGAGCUAAAGAGGUCUUCAGAGGAGUCCAAAUCCUCCAGGUCAGUCCAGGUCUUUAACAUGUCAAAGAGGAGAGGAACCAAAUUAAGUCCAAAUGAGAUGCACUGCAGACGGCGCUCUAGAACCAAGACUCUGAUGGUUUUAAACGUGCAGAUCUGGACGCCGUUUCAACGCUCGUCAGUGGGUCUGGGGAGGAGGGUGGAGGGGCUAAACUGCUGCAUCUGCAGAAUUCAAACUCUACGUGGUUAAGACGAUUAUAUUCUGAAUCCCAAAAAAAGGGGACAGGACUGUAAAGGGGCGGAGUCAUGUAGUCAUGCAUGGUUAAUUUUGAGAUUUUUUCUGGUCAGAUCGAGUGUUUCUGUACGCGCUAAAAACUCGAUAAGUCCACGUGACACAAACUCAAAACUACCAUAAAAAAACCACGGACAUUUGAAGGAUUUUAUAGACUCCCCCAGUCAGAGCCGGACAGCCCCCCAAGAAGAGGACAUGUCCGGGUAAAAGAGGACGUAUGGUCACCUUACACAUGGUGGACUUCGCAGAGCCAAACAACCGUGCAGACACUUCCCAAGACAACACAAGUUUCCUCUAGUGUUGGGCGAUACGACGGUGUAAAAAAGGGAGACCUCAUCUGGACGACCUUCACCUCUGAGUUCAGACACUUAGCGUGACUGACCUCAGACACAGUCUCCACUGAAAUCAGUGCUGGAAGUGUUGAAAUAAAUCGCCAAUGAGACUCAAUUCCUGCCAACUGCACCAACCAACAUCCUGCACAGAUUUCUCAAUCCUGUUAAAGUCUGUUUCUGCAUUUUAGUUUUGUAAUGAACCAAAGAAAUGACGGCAUUGAUGCAGCAGACUUACACACUGCAUGAAAAAUGACGCCUGCUUUUGUAAUCGCAGGUGAACACAAUAUCUGGAAAGUUGGCCUGGUGAUAUCUUCAGGGACCGUUGAACAAACAGUUUGUGUUUAAAUACCAUUUAUGUGCAGGAUAUGUUUCACAAAGCACAACAUGACCUCGCAGAUUUCCCGUCUGUUACUCAACCAAAGCUUUGUGACUCAUUUCAUAAAUGGUCAUUGUGUUUUUUUCCUCAUUGAAAGAGUCUGAAUCAUAUAUCCAACCAUAGGAACGUAGAGCUGAAAAUAACAACGCCAGGCACUUCAUUAAAAACAGAAAUAUCAGACGGGUGAAUUGGCCUGAUCUGCAGAGAUAUGUUGGAAGAUUUAUAACACGCUUGCAGGGCGGAUAAAAGAAGAGAUCUGGCGAGGAUAGCAGAUGUUGAAAUUCAGAUGGACGUGCACGCGCAUAAUAAGAGCGGGCUCUGAAUAAACAAGGAGGAGGGAUAGACAGAUCGAUGUAAAGCUUAUCAGAGACCCUAAAGCAAGGAGAGUUUGCAAACUCAACUCUUAGCAAGUGUUUCUGUCUCUUAUUCGGAAUAAUCUGAGCAGCUGAGAGGAUCUGGUGGUGCUGGAGUAAGAUCUGAUCGGCGAGAAUUACGACCCGAUAAAGUCCAGAAACAUUCCUGAAAGCAGCUCCUCUCCGAAAAAAAGGCUUUUCAGUCAAAACAGCAAAAACAACAUUUACACACACACACACACACACACACACACACACACACACACACACACACAUGCUGAGUAACUGAGCCGAGGGAAAACUUCCUCUGACAUUUUUCACAUUCCGGAGAGUUACACACACACACAAAGAGAGAGAGAGAGAGAGAGAGAGAGAGUGUGUGUGUGUGUGUGUGUGUGUGUGUGUGUGUGUGUGUGUGUGUGUGUGUGUGUGUGUGUAUAAAACACAGACAGACUGACAGACUGACACAGAGUUGCUGCAGGCGGACUCCGUCAGUGUUGAGUCACUUCUCUCAGAGCGUCAAAAACACAGCAGAGGUUAAAUGUGCAGCGAGGAGUCGGGCUGAUGAAGAGGAGCUGAAUCUGAGCGCCCGGGUGUUUCAGGUGAGGUACAUGACGCUUCUCUCUUUUAUGUCCUUUUCUAACCCUCUGUUUUGUCUCUUUGUAGUUUUUUUUAAUAUUUAUAUAUAUACAUUUUAGGACCGUAAACGAGCUCUACUCUCAUCCAUGAUAUCAGGGGUUUUAGGACCGAAGCUUCAAACUUUUUUGGGAUGUGACAGUAAACCUCUGAAACUUCAGACUCUUUAAAAAAAAGGCUGAUUUGCUGCUCAUCAUUUGGCAGAAUUGGGUCACAAACAGUUUUUCUUCAGGAAGGACUGCUCUGAAAUCUUUCCAACCUAGAGCCGAGUUACUCAGAGGGAAAGUGCAGAAGUUCAUCAACUAUCAGAUGUUGUAUGUUUGAACUCUUGACCUAUUUCUAUGUCGUUUAGCUGGGAGGUUUAAACCUUCAGUGAGUCGCUGCAAACCUGCAUGAUCAGAGAGGGCCUUCAGACUGUAUAAAAAAGGUCUUUCUGGGGGGAAUGAAAGGUUACAGCUUCCUGUCUUGAUCAUACUUCCUCUGUUUUAAUAGAAAUCUGCUCACUCUAUCUGUACAAAAAUUACGUUUAAGAAAAGGAGGGUGGAAAAAAACUCAUGAGUAUAAUUCCUUCAGGGAUGAACCUCUUUGAGGGGAACUGUGAGUCUGUAUUAGAAACCAGGAUCCACCGUCACAACAAAACUUCAUUACAAAUAUCUGUAAUUUUCCCUCCAUGAUGAAGUUGCUGCUGUAAUUCAGACUCAGUCAGUCAUGCAAGAACCCAAACAAACAGACAAACCCGCGUCACUCCUCUGUAAGGUGAAAUUACUGCCUUCCCUUUCUGUUGAGUGUGCGGGCUCAGAAUUGUCUGGGUGGAGUUUCAAAACAAAACAUCUUCAGCUGCUGCUCUUACUCGUCUUUUUAUCCCAAUUUGGAUAUUUGCAGCAAAAUAGUCAGAUAAAUUCCUUGUAUGAUUUCAAAGUCUUAGUUUAAACCCUCAAAAAUAUGGAAAAACAACCAAAAUUAUCCACUAAACCAAAAUCUUAUUGCAUGUUUCAGCCUUUAAUUUUGUUUUUUUAUCAACACUUACAGCUCAGUUUUCUCACCUAUAACUCGGCUAUGUUAACGUCACUGUGGCGUCUCCUUGUCCACCCUAUUGGUCACCCUGAACCAUGACUGGAUAUUUGCCUAAUAGGAGCUAGCACUAAUAAUUAACCGAACUAUUCAGGUUGUAUUUUGACAAUCUGAAACCAGUUCCUUUUCUUUGUCCAGUGGUGAAUUUGGACAGUCGUCUUCAUAGUUUUAAUGGUUCACCUUAACAUUUCUUUUAAUUUAAAGUAGUUGAAGUAGUUGUGAUUAGUUGCAAGACAACUCUCCAAGGUUUGGGAUAAGCCUGUGGCGUUUGGGUGCCUGGUCACAAAGGCUGUCUGUUUUUCAAAAAAUCAACUUUGAAUGAAAAUCAAACAUGACAAGCAAAUGUUCAGAUACUUUUGAAAUUUUCUUCCUAGCAGUGAUAGUUUUAUCCGAAGCCUCUGGCGUAGAAAAGAGAGCCAUAUAGGGUUGAACAUUUGCUUUUACGCUGCGUUUGAAGCCAUCAAGCGAGAUACUCUGUACAACAUCCACAUACAGCUCUCUCCCUUUGUCUUUAUUUACAUUAUAGAUCUAUAAGUCUAUUAACCAUUUUCUCCAUUUUUGUAGAAUAAUAUCACUUUAUAAGUUAACUGAGGUCAAGUUAACUGAGAGAAGUCGCUAUCCAUUUUCCGAUUUUGGAUUCUAAAACGGAUAUGGAAUGAACGAAUGAUACACUGAUAACAAACACACAUAUUAGGGUAUUGUGCAGGUUGUAUGUUGAACCAGAAGGAGUGAACUGCCGCUUCAGUUGAACUCAUGAGAUUCACUUUGAUUGAAAACACUCAUGAACUGAAUGAGUCACAUCCUUGAUGGGGAAGUGAAAGAGCCAAACUCUGAAUCCUGUGCCCAAGUUUAGUUUGGCACAGAUAUACGAGGUUAAACCAGAUUAAGCUUCCUUCCUCAUGACACUCGAUUACCCAGCAGCACUUCACUGCAGAGCACUGCGGUCAAACUGAGAUGCAUUGAGGAAAAGGACAGGGUGAAUAAAGAUGCUCACGACUCUACAAGCCUCUGAUAGUACCUGAAACUCUUAUCUGGUAAUUUUAGUUUUACGCCCACCUCUUCUUACCUGCAGGUGAGGAGUUGACUGACAAGUCUCAGGAGGAAAUAAGUGCUCUCUGAUGACUUUGGAGGGAGGAUUAUUUAUAAGAAUAACAAGAAUCGUUACACAAGUUUGUUUCUGGUCCAAGGACAUCAUUUCAAAACAAAGGUGUGAAAUCCAACAGGUGUUGUGACCUAAUUAUUUGAGAACAUUUUUAAGCUCUCAGGGUUUAAAGGACGAAGACAUUUAAAGUUUCAUUAUGUUUAUUAUGAGCAAAUAAAAGUGUGUGUCAGGGUCCUGACCACCGUAAAAAAAACUAAAAUUUAACUUUCAAAACUAACCUACUUUACUACAUUACAUUAAAUUGAUCAUUUUGAUGAAUAAAAUCGAGAUAUUUGACAGUAAAAAUUUUCACUUCUUGUAAAAACAGAACUUUUUGUUCAGCUGCUCCUGGCGCUGGUUUCAGGCAUAAAAAGUUAAGAUAUAGAUACACUCGGUCGUGUUUGCUUUUAGGCAACAUAAAAGUAGUUUUAGUCAAUUUCAUAAAGGUCAAAAAACUCCUCAUUGAAGCUUUAAAUCUGACAUUAAAAUUAAAAUCAACAUUUCUAACUCUCACUGAAGUCUAAAUUAUUCACUUUUUUCCAGCAGAAAUCCUCAGUAGUCUUGUAAACUCAACCAGAUUUUGGCUCUGUUAGGGAACGGAUCAUCUGUUUAGUUUUUAUUUUGCAUUCAGUUACUGCUAAAUACUGAUAAGCAUUAAUUUACUGCCAACAAAACACAUCUCACUCUACCUUUAGACAAUUAAAAGUGAUUAAAUUUGAGUCAUUAGUUUUAAUCACAACAUUUUCUCUCUUUAAACCACUUGAACACGUUUCAGCUGAUCGAGGUCAUUCAGAGUUUUUAACUCUCUGGACACUUUUACUUCUUAACUAUUAUCUUAGUGAGUCAUUCAGCCUUAAUAACCUCCCACACGAUUCGCUGCUGCUUUUCUUCCUCCAGGAUCUUCAGUUCUGAUUCGCCGAGGUUGUUUUUUUUUGGAGCAUGUGAAUAAUCGGACCAAAAUCGACCCAAGUGACCCAGUACUGCAGCCAAAAACUCCUUUUUUUUAAACUAAUUCCCUGAGAAGGCCAAAAAAUAACCUCCGAGCGUCCCAUGUACGAGUGUUUCCUGUGAGACUAAACCCUGAUGCAGCUUUUUCUGUUCCCCCAAACUCCAGCAUUGAGCAACAUGCUAUUUUAAUCAUCCGGCAAACAUACCUUUGGGAAGCACACUUCCUCAUUGCUGCUGCCCGUAGUUUUUUGGUGACAAUGAAGCUUUGUGCUGCAGAGGCGUGAUUCAUCACAGCUACAAAAGGAGACACACACAGUCAUUGUUGGUUUUGGUAUCAUGCGGGGAUUAGUUAAUGAGAAAAACAGAACUAAUCCUGGUCUUACCUUUGAAGACACCUGUAUCCUCGGGCAAUCGAAGGCUUAGCUGUUGGCCUUUUUGCAGCUUAAGGUUUUCAGCAGUGAGUCCGUACUGCCAGGAUGGAAACUGUUUUAGUUUUACUCCUGAACAACUGCAAAGCGUGGAGCCUGUGCAUACUCUCCGCAGAAUCAGCUCCGCUCAGGGAGUCACAAACUGCAGGUUUUAUUUGGAGUAAACUCGAGCCGAAGCCGAGGCUCCUGAGAUUUGUUGGGAUUUGUUUGUGUUCUGAAGUCAGCAGAUCCCAGCUGCUGUUUGGCCUUUCCAGACCCCUCAGACUGUUUGAUCUGUAAGGUGUAGCUCAGUCUCUGAGUUUUGUGUUGUAAACUUUUUGCAGAUGUAUGUGUCAAACUCAGACAGGAAACCCAUUUUUUUAUAUUUCAUUUUGUUUUUCCUGGAAAUGUGUGUAGGCAGGGCUCCCUCUGCCAGGCAUGCUUAAGUCUGACACCUCUUCAUAUUAAAAAGAAAUAGAUUUGGUUUGUCGAUGCAGGAAAUCUUGCUGAGUCACUGUGAGACUACAGCUCGACUCCUGUUGAGGUUAUUUCCUUUUCUCAGGAUGAAAAUUUGUCAAAACAACAGAAUGAAGCAGAAACAGGAGCAGCUUCUGGUUUUAGUAGACUCUGUAUGAGCAGGUAUUUAAUCACCCCAUCGUGAUACAUUACAGUAUGAUCCAAUAUACGAUGAUCCAAGAUACGAUGCGAUACAAUACAACUAGGAAUGGUCAUUUUAAGAAAGUCCCUCAAUAGAUUAAUCAUGUGUAUUAAUUAUCGAUCAUCAAUUUUGAUCUUUUUUAUGGGAAUAGCAGAAAAUACACAAAAAAACUGCACGCUACAUUCUCACUCGCACCUCAUACCUGCCUGGCUGCCCUAACAACUUUUGUUCAAGUCUCCUCACAACUUACUUUUUUAUUUUUUGUUCAUUCUUGAAAUGCUAAAAUCGGGGACAUUUCCGGGGACAUCUUUAGUCAGAGACAGGUCAUCCAAAAACAAGGACUGUCCCCCGGAAUCAGAGACAUCUGGUCACCCAACAGUUCUGUUUUUCUAGCAAGGGGCUGAGAGGGCUCGGAGGAUUCAUUAACCUCAGUCAGAUGUACUUGGUUAAAAUGGUCCAUCAUUGGGGUCGUUGUCGUGUUGUACUUGUACACGACAUCGAAGUGUUCGCAGCGAACCUCAUCAUUUUUCUGCUCGAAAUGGUCCCACACCACAGAGGAUGGACGCACGCUCUCAGACCUUUUUCAAUAACGUUAGAUCGAUUUAAAUUUUGCCGGGUUGAUGUAAUUUUUAACGAUCAAUUAAUCGCUCAUCGAUUAAUCGUUCCCAUUCCUAGAUACAACACAACAAGAUACGAUACUACAUGAUACGACAAGAUAUGAUGAGAUACAAUAAAACACGAUACUAUGCCAUGCGAUUCCAUGAUACAAUACGACAUGACAUGAAAUGAUAUAUGAUAGGACACGAUACAACAAGAUAUCGUGUCCUACAACAAGAUACAACAUGAUACGAUAUGAUGUAAUCCAAUUUGUCAUGAUGCAAUAUAAUAUACGAUAGGACAGGAAUGACAUGAGACAAUUAUACCCAUGAUUCCCAGCAUUUCCGGUGAUUUCCUGUCAUUCUUUCUGAGGAGUGAAGGUCUGUGACGGUUCGGCUGCACUUGUUUUGUCUCAGCAGCAAACGUCAAACUCUUGCGUCACGUCCACUCUACAGGCGGUGAAAGCAGCCCGUGUUUGUGCAACGGCUCGUCUCUGCUCAGUGUUUACUAUCUGGGUGGUUUUCUGUUUCCUUGUUUGGUGCUUCAGAGAGAUCACUCUCCAGUUUUUAAGAGUUUGUGUCUUGAGUCAAGACUCACAACUUCUACAGAUAAGUGUUUCAGGUUUUUCCAGAAGGUCCAAACUUGAAACAAAGACGACACAGAUGAUAGAUCUGAUCUGUCAUGACCUGUGCAGUGUCAGUUGUUGGUGAUGGUUUUAGCACAUUUAACUUAAAGCCUCUAUACUUUACACACAAACCUUUACUGGUUUCCUCUGCUGGGUUAGGAAAAUGAAUUUACUCACACUGUUACGUUGGCUCCUGAGUCGCGUCAUAAAACAGCUGUUAAUUUACACAACAAACCCACCAGUCAUGAAUUUCCCGUUGACCACAAAGCAGACAUGCCCAGACAUGCAUCACAUUUACUGUAAGACGUUGACUUGCUGCUUUCUGAAAGUGAAACCAAAACUUCUAUGAUAUAAAUCGGGAAUCUACAGUAUCUCAACAAGAAAGGAUUUGUCGUCUGAUUCAAGACAUUAAUCACUGAAAAUAAAACCUAAACUUUGGGUUUAAACUUUCUUGAAGUUUGACUCAAUUCCCUUCAAAAAGAGAAACGUCUUGUUUAUUCUUUAUUUCAUUUGCAGAUUUGUUUUUACUCACUACAAGAAGCUCAUGUCUUAUUCUUGGCAUGUGAGCGUUUAAUAAGACAUUUUUCUGAACUUGAUGGGUACAUGUGGUUAAAUCAUUGCAGAGAUCUUAGAUUUUGCACGGUAGUUUGGUGUCCAGAUUUGAGGGGAGCUGCAUUAGGAGGAGAAAAAAAGCAUCCUAAAUAACAUUAAAAUGCUCCUGAGAGCUCAGGAAAUUGCACUCUUUCUACAGGGAAGCUUUAAUUUGCAGCACCUCGAUGAAUAGAGAAUUAAACUGUAACUAAUAACAGCUCAGACAAAUAUAAUUAGAGUUUGGUUUCCACACCGCUGAAUACUUUCCUAGACGAGCCUGAAGCUGAGAGCAGCAGCUUCACUGAAUAAAUGUACAAAAGACAAAACAAGACCAUGUAGUCCAAUCAGGAGAGUCACUGUUCAGAUUUUAGAGUCCUGAAAGAUAAGGAUGUUUUCAAAGUUUGGAUUUGGCCAGGAACCAACAACCUUUGGCUGCCCUUGUCUUUUCAGUGUUACUCAUUAACAGGACAAUAGCAUGUAGGUGCAGUCAGAGCACGUUAAAACAGUAGGCAUUGUUUGAGCUCAAUAAGUGUUGAAAAUCCUCCCUUAGACUCACAACUUUACUGGUUUAUCCAUAAAACUGCAAUUACCUUUUUUCAAAUACAAUCAACAACUGAAACAGAGUCGUUAAGUCGAACAGAAGGUGGAAAUUUCUUCUGUGUACCAUGAAAUUGAGCUUCCACACCGAGGAUGAUGCGACAUGUCGAAGCAGGAGAAGCCCCGGGUGAAACGGAUCACAUUAACCGCGGCUCUGUUCCAAGUAAACGCAGCAAAAAGCCGUAACUGUGCGACAGCAUGUGCAACGCUGAGGCCCAGAUGAAAUUUACACACAGCGAGUGACGCUGUUAAUCAGACCUGUUUAACGUGUCAAAUGUCCGUGACGAGAAAAAGAAAUUGCUUCAUGCUGGAUGAAAGCAAGAGUCAGAUUUUCCAUCUGUCGUCCUCAUGAGUCAGCGGACGAGUGUGAAAAAAAGAAACAGGUGUGACUAAGAAUGUCACAGCUCAUUUGUUUGAGCUUGUCCUGCUGUGACGAGUCAAAAUAUCUGCUGUGACUGGAACAUUAAGAAAGAAACGGCUUCUGCAGGUUCGAUGAGGAGGACAUUUCUGAGGAGACGUCAAGAGGUUCAUGUGACCUUCACCUUUCCAGAGAUGGUAUCUGCACCGUACUUUCCUGUUAGUAAACAAUAAAGGUUAUCAGUUAUAUCUGAGACAUUUUACUUUCUUUAUCUUCAGUUUAUGAUUAACGGUCUGAGAAUGACACGUGAUGACAGAUCGAUGUAGAGUGCGUGUUCAAAAGGUGCUUUACUCCUGCUGCAAACUGCAGUUCCUCGAGUGUCCACUUGAGGCUGAUCACGGACAUCCACAUCCAUUCAAAACUGCGCGUCUUUUAGGGCUGCAGCUAUUAAAUAUUUUAUUAACCGAGUUUUCUAUCGAAUAUUCGAUCGAUUACUAGAGUAAUCGGACCCAAACUGCAGACUCACACACAGUGAGAUUUCCUACGUCACAAAUCCAAGCUCCGCCCCCGGAUUCCCGCUACGCAGGCCAGACUUGGAGAAGUAGAGAGGACGAUCACGGAACAAACAUGUGCGUUAGCGGAUUGCAGAGCUCGUAACAAAGCUAAUUAUGAUAUUAACUUUCAUCAUGUCCAUAAAGACAUCUAUAGAGCUCUUUAAAUACGACCACAGCUGACACUAAGUGCUGUACGUAAUAACAUAAAACAAAAAUAAAUAGUUGUUUUAAAAUAUGAUAAAAAGCGAUAAAACAAAUGCCGUCUCAUGCUGGGUCAAAAGCCAAGGAGUAAAAGAGGGAUUUUAGACGGGUUUUAAAAACGGACAGUGAGGGAGCGUGUCACCUUGAAAAUAAUCCGUGCGAAACAGUGACGAUUUCAGCUUAUAAACAAGUACUCAAGAACUCGAAAAUUCCUCAAUCUUUAUUUUUAAAAGCGGUAUUCGAGGAACGGUUUCAGCCCGAGAAUAUUUACAGCAAAAAUAAACAUGUUCGCAGCUGGAUACUAUAAACGUUAAAAGUUACUGUUAAAAGUUUGGAAAUUUUGAGGCAAGGCUGGGGACACUGCAGCUAAUAGUUCGGAGGCUCAAGAACUCAAAAAUUAGGCUGAGUCAGCGUUUACAGCUCUGACGCUGCUUCAAAACCCUGAGCGUGUUUUACCAGUUAAACAUGAGGAAAAAUCUGCAGUUUUGAAACAUAUUUAACUUUAAUCUCUCGGCUCAAGGCACCGACUUUAAAAUCCAAAUCGCCUUUUAAAAGAUGACGUGGGUGGAGUAGUUUUUAUUUCCUCUAAAACAAAAGGACUAACACGUAAAAACUGGUUUAGUCUCCUUGUCAAGUUAGUGUAUUUCUUUACAACCAUUUGAGGUUUUAGCAUGUAGCAUGAUUUAGUAAAAUAUAUAAUUCAUAAUUUCAUGACAUAGAAUCUUAAAUUUAGCAGCUUUGUCUUAGAGCACUAUUAGAGACUUAGAUAAACAGUUUACGGACAUGAUGUGCUCCUGUAACACCAGCUGAACUGUCCCUGAAAGUGUCCUGAUGUGGUUUAAACACGUGAUGACGUUAACCGAUGUUGUUUGGUUCCACUCCUGACUUUUUCCUGUAUAUGGAGUUAAAAGUACUGAAUAGUUAGAGAUCACUCGAUGUAAGACGUAAACAGAUCAGCUCGGGAACAUGCGGAGGAGGGACUGAAUGACCUGGGAGCAGAGUAAGUGGAGCUGUGUUUGUGUGUAACAUAUAUAAACACUGAGCAUCAUUAAACAGGAGGAAAGGACGGAUUAAUGUGCAGAACGGACACGACGGCAGAGCGGUUUCCACCAUUUAUCGACUGUUAGGUAAAUAUCAGAGGUCGUAAUCGAGCCUCGCUCGUCAUCCAUAUCAGAGAGAUGUCAGAGUUUAAUCAAUACGAGUCAUUUAUUCUUCGGUUAUUUAGUUCAGCAUCACCUGUUCACACCACAGAAGAGAGAGAGAGAGAGAGAGAGAGAGAGCAGCUCACAUGUGUCUGAAAAACACUGAGACGACACCUGCUGAAACACCUUCAGUCCUGCUGAAUACAGUAUGUACACUUUCUUUCUUUAGCAUCUGGUGACUGUUGUGUUGUACAGUUAAUGCAGGCUUAAUUAAGUCAGACAAUACAGAGUAGAGCUUUGCAGGGCUGAGCACGGGCGGUGCAGAGAUAUCACCAAGCUUGUUUUUGAUGAUCUCACUGCACUAUGUAGGUCAUGAGGAGGCAUCAGUGAGAGUGAGGCUGUGAAACACUCAGUUCAAAACUCCUCUAAGGUGUGCUGGACUUCAUCGAGAGAGCAUGUUAAAGGCGAACUAAGACCUUUAUCUGUUCGGGGUGAGCAGAGGCGUCUUAUUGGGGGUCAAAGCACUGAUGUGAGAUCCCUAAAGGAGUCUGCCUACAGGGGUCUGAACUCAGGGGUCGUAACAUGCCCCUAAAAAACUUUUCUAAAGUUUGAUAUUUUAUGAGAUUGGUGAAAUCUCUGUCUCAAUAGCGCCCCCACUACUUUAACUUCCCAGUAUGUUUUACGCUCAGUAAAUGUGUAAUGCCAAGACCUGCAAAAACGACAAUUUGAGGCCAUUAAAGAUUAAAGAUAUUACAAGAUUUUCGGUGCGUUAAAAGGUGUGACUGUACCUUCAUGUAACCGAGCUUGUAGCUUCAGUCUGUUUCCAACACAAAUCAUCUGAAUAUUUAUGCAGUUUUAUUGGAUAAAUCUUUAAUGGAUGUCAAUCAACUGAAAUACAAGAUAUGACCUUUAACUUUGCUUUUUUUAAAUCCCUCAUUUUUAAUAUCAUAUUUAUGCUAAUGCACUGUUUUAAAAGGAGAUAUGGACUUACACAUGCGUCACAAACAUCUAGCAAAUUUCACCAAAGAAUUCUUGAACUUCUGCACAAAGUCAGAGAAUCAUAUAUUUACAAAUCAUUCAUAUUAAUGUGUUUUAACUGUUAGUGCUGGGAGUUUGUGAUUUGGCAGAUAUGGUAAGUUUCUCAGACAAACACCGAAGUUUCAUCACCUCUAUUCACUGCAGAAUAAACUGGAUUCAAUGCUGCUCACGUCCCAUUUGACAGGACUUCUUUAGAGCGAGGAAGGGCCUGAAUACAUGCACACAACGAUUUGCAUUCAGAGGUUUCGAUAUAUUUGACGGUUAAAAAGAAAAAAACAUUGUGUACUUUGUGUGUGUGUGUGUGUGUUGUUUCCGAGAAAAAGGAGUGUAUCUGUUAAACAAUAAGACUUGGAGGAAAGCUGAAACAUUUCCUUCCUCUCUGUUUAGUUAUUCAUUUCCCACGGCUGACUGUGCUGCAGCACCUGCUCAGCUGGGUCUGAGGAUGAACAGCGUCUCUGUUGCCAGGCAGCGCCAGUAUUUACACUUUCAACAUGACAGGGUUUGUAAAAAUAAUAAUGUCUCUUGGGUGCAAAGAAAACAAAUGUUUUCCCUCCUCAGUGGCUGUGGGGGAAAUUCCCACUCGUAUUUCCGGCUCAGAGCUGGCAGUAGGUCAAACACACGUGAGUAAUAACACUCUGGGAAUGAGACGUAUACUCAGCAUGUAAACACACAGAGCUGCAUGAGUAGUUGUUGCAGACAAGCUUACACAUCAUAAACCCUGCAAACACACCUGUAUUUGAUCAGCACAGCAAUAGCAACAUACCUCCCCUCGGACGCUGCACAGAUAAACCUCCUCCAGGAUCAAAUAGAUAACAGGAUAUUUCUGACCCUUUAUUAAUUUACAGGUAGGUCUGCCGACGACACAGAGCAGGGAGGUUUUUACAAAGACAGAGCUGCUCGUUCAUCAACCGCCAACCUCUCCGGUAUGCAACUCCUAACCUCUCACAGUUUUUCAGCUCCCUUCAAAACAAGUCAGCGACGAGAUCUGUGUGGAUCUCUGAUUAAUCACAGCGUCUCUAAUUAGGCUCACCUGUCUCUCAUUACUUACCUACCUAAAGUAUUCAGUCUGUGCUGUCCCUGUUUCUGUACCAAUCCAUCUCAAACCAUCUUAUGAGGGGGAGGGGGACAGUUGUGUAGUUUAUGUCUUCUGUAUUUUUCAUUCCUGACUUUGAUAGAUAUCUGUUAAAGGUGGGGUCGGCAGGAAUCCGUUAAAGAAGCAUCUUUUUUGUGGUGUAUAAACAAAAAAACUUUUACUAUCAGUCAACAGUUAUUAGUUAUUGAUGACAUUUGGGAAUAUCACGAUAUCGCUGUGUUUUGUUAUGUCUAAGUAGUCAACAUUUUAAAUUUUCAGAGCGCUCUGCACUUUCUGACUGUAAACAAAGCCGUUCUUCGCCUCCCCCAACCUGAUUGGUGGUGAGGCAGACGCUGCUCCCCCGUGUCGUUCAGGAGCCCAAUCAAAGUUAGCGUGCUACAAUAUCGGACAGUAGAAACCAACCAGAAAGUUCGGAAAAUUGUCUGAAUCCUCCUUUGGCCACGACUGCCGACACAAGCAAGAAAACACUCAAACAUAAACAGUCAGCAAGAAAACAGUCAGCAAAAAAACAGUCAACACCAAAACAGUCAACAAAAAACAGUCAACACCAAACCAGUCAACAGGAAAACGGUCAGCAAGAAAACAGUCGACAAGAUAACAGUCAACAAGAAAACAGUCGACAAGAUAACAGUCAACCAUAAACAGUCAACAAGAAAACAGUCAAACAUAAACAGUCAGCAAGAAAACAGUCAGCAAGAUAACAGUCAACAAAAAACAGUCAGCAAGAAAACAGUCGACAAGAUAACAGUCAACAAGAAAACAGUCGACAAGAUAACAGUCAACCACAAACAGUGAACACCAAAACAGUCAGCAAGAAAACAGUCAGCAAGAAAACAGUCAACCAUUAACAGUCAACAAGAAAACAGUCAACAAGAAAACAGUCAACAAGAAAACAGUCGACAAGAUAACAGUCAACCACAAACAGUGAACACCAAAACAGUCAGCAAGAAAACAGUCCACACCAAAACAGGCAACAAGAAAACAGUCAGCAAGAAAACAGUCAACACCAAAACAGUCAACAAGAAAACAGUCAACAAGAAAACAGUCGACAAGAUAACAGUCAACCACAAACAGUGAACACCAAAACACUCAGCAAAAAAACAGUCAUCAAGAAAACAGUCAACAAGAAAAUGCUGCUCCCCCGUGUCGUUCAGGAGCCCAAACAAAGUUAGCGUGCUACAAUAUCGGACAGUAGAAACCAACCAGAAAGUUCGGAAAAUUGUCUGAAUCCUCCUUUGGCCACGACUGCCGACACAAGCGAGAAAACAAAGUAAAUACCGGAGACUCUGGAGGAAUAACGGGCGCUUAAAACGGAGGUAGACCGGACAAGAGCUAAAAAGCCGGGUCAACAUAAACGAUGGGGGACGCUUGGGGAUCUUGGUGACCCUGUAACCUUUCUGCUGGACAGGUAAACCGCUUUAACAAAGUAAGACAAGUGUCUGUAACAGAAGUGUUUCUUGUCAAACGGACCUGCUGUAGCGUGUUGUAGCGCCAUCGCUAAACUGUCCUCCCUCGGGUCCUGGACUAUGUCACUUUAUCCUAGUUGUAGAAGUCCUGCAAACAUUGUGUUUGCUGGUAGUCUGUUGGCAUCUACAGUAGCACCAAUGCUUUUGACUUUCACCUUGUAUUUAUGUGCAUUAUAUCUGAAUUUAAUUGGAACGAUACGGGCGAGCAGGAGCGUCUGUUUGUGGGCGGGGCUUGAGGAGAGAGGAGGAGCUGAGGGGUAGAGUUUACAUUCAAGAUUUCUCCUAAAAACUGUCACUUCCUCAGAUCCUGCCUACCCCACCUUUAAGUUGAUAUAUUUCCAUUUCUUGUAUUCGUCACCCCAGGCUCAAAAUCUUGUAGCUUCCAAAUUGUUCAGUGUUAAAAAAAAGUUACUGGAUUGUGAAAAAUAUGAGCUCACUGUAAGUUUAACUCAAGCAACAAGUUUAAAAAGUUACGACGUUUUUACUUUUGUAAUUCAUCACCUCUUCUUUAAAAAUCGAUCAGUUAACGUUUGGAGAGCAAGGAGACAAGUUUCUAGAGUUUCUGAGGUGAAAUCCUCUCUGAUAUUAGAUUUACGACUUCAGCAGGUGUAACAUUAACCUCACAGGCUUUAGGGUAAAGGAUAAAACCAAAUACCAGAGGAUAAAAAUAGGUACGCAUCCUUGAAAACAUGUCGGUGACUUUGACCCAUAAACUUGACGAAUGCACCGAAUAGGCAGCUUGUAUUUUUUUGUCUCUUGAGUCCCGAUUAGAGUGUCUAUAAACUCAGAUAAGACGGUCUUGACUUUAAUAUCUGCAGAGCUCUGGGUGACCUGCGGUUGAGAGUUCGUUUGAGGGCGAGCCUUUAGUUAAAUAGUCACCACGCUCAGACUCGAGCCUGCCGAGAACAUGCAGCAGUUAGAGAGAAAUGACCCCUGACGUGACUGUUGGGAAAUGCAGCUUUGAGGGAAAGUCCAGAGCUUUUAACCUGGGCUUGUCAGGAUGAUGGAGAGUGGGAUUUACUCGAAGACCUGAGGGUAUCUAAAAGUGACAGAGAGGUAACUGCAAAAAUCACGUGAUUGGAUGGAAGAAGAGGAGAAACAACCAACUAAGAAACUCCCUUUACUAAAUAAGACCAAAUAAGAUUGGUUUGUAGACCAAUUACCAUAAACUGAAAAAAAAGCUUUACUGCAUCUGAGACAACAUUCGGUCGGCUCUGUUACUGCCUGGCACUGCUAUGUUAUUAUUUUACAACAGCUCCAUCCGCAGGAAGAGUUUCACUAAAUCAAUAUUGUUGAUGUUAAUUUAAUCUGAUGCCAAUUUCCAGGAACAGCUGUCUACUGUUGACCAGAUUAGAUAGCCAAGAAGUGUCUCUGGUUUCCUCAGUCAAACAGCAUCACAGCUGCUGUUUUCUCACCCAAACAAUGUCGCUAUGUGAAGACAGGAAGACGCCGGGUUUACAUACAGUAAAUCAAUUCUGAGAGCCGAGACGUAAUUUGACCUAUUAGCCUAAAUAUUAGACACAAUCAGAGCACACGGCUGUUAGGAGGACAACAGAUGAGGCAUACAACAUGAAGUCAUAACAGCCCAUAAAGUCAUGACGAAGAAUUAUUUAAUCGUGAUAAAUAAUAACAGUAACAAUGACUUUAUCUCAGGGGUGCAGUGAGUUAUCCUCUCUGGGAAAGCCGUACUCACCCUAACCCGUCAAACUUCAUCAAAAGUUUGAGCUGCGCUCUUCCUCUCAGUCCAUCAUGUUUACAGUUUGUUCACUGAAAGUAGUUUUUGGGAGCGAUUCUGAGCCCAUGCAGUGAUUUCCACUACAGAGCCAUGUCUCUUUUUAACCCAGUGCUGCUCUGGGGCCACAGAGAUUUCAGUUUCUGAGAAUCUUUCAAAGAUAUCAUGAACCGUCGAUGUUGAAAUCCCUAAAAUCUUCGUAAUUGUUGGACUUGUUGCUCACGCAGUCUCUCACAGUACACUGAAUUUUUUCCUCGUUUCUGAUGCUGCGUUUGAGUUACCUCGGAAGUCAGAUGUCGGAGCUGAAAAUGACGUCACACCCGAGUUACCAGCGUUUCAGUUACUAAGUCGGAACAAAGUAAAAUCGGAGGCAGAAUCAAAAUGGCCACAUCUACUUAAGUUAUUUUAGUGCUUGCCUUGUCCUUGUUAUAUUCGGACAAGACAAGCACUAAAAUAACUUUUGUUUCCGCCUCCGAUUUUACUUUUUUCCGACGUACGGAAACUAAAACGCUGGUAACUCGAGUGUGACUUAAUUUCUUUCAGAGUGUGACAUCUGACUUGGAGGAAACUUAAAAGCAGCAUCAGUCUCUUAAAUGACCUUUCUAUACCUGCCUAUGUUGCGAUCCUGUUGCACAUUAACCUUCUUAGCUGAAGGAUGUUCCUCUGGGGUAUUUUUGUUUAGCAUUGCUCUACUUGUUCAACAUUUGGUUGUCCCUGGUGCAACUUUUUGAAAACUUGUUUCUGGCGACAAAGUUGAAGUGAGCAUCGAUUUCAAAGCGAGUUAUAAAAGUUUCCCGUUUCCUUAAAUCUACUGUCAGUUAAAUGCUGGUUGUAAAUGUUUUAGUGGAUCGUUAAUUUCCAGAGUUUUCGCUCUUUAAAACACACUGGUGUCGUGACCUGUUAUAAAUUAAACUGCUGUUAAAUAUUUCAAUCUAGCGCCCAUAUUUUAUAGGAUGAGAUAAAGUUUUAUUGAUCCUUUGUUUUGGUUUAUUUUUGGUGAUGGGCCAAGCUGUCAAAGAUUAACUUCGAUUAACAGACAAUGUAAUGAUAAUACAAAACCCGUAUUCAUACAGACAUAAAUAUUUAUUUAAGAAACGUCACUUCUAAAAUAAACAGUGUUUGUUUAACGCGGCUGUAAAGCUUUACAGCUCCUCCACGUGAGGACACAAACAGCGAGCCGGCUCGGAGCGGCAUAUAAAUAAAGGUUUAGGAGAGGAGGACUGAGAGAGUCCACAUCAGGAGCUUUAAGCAGAGAACCAGUCUUCAGAGGGUGAGUACUGUGCAGUGUCUAAUGCUCUCCCUGAGUGCUGUUCUAUGAAGGGGGACCAGUGAAAAUGUCUUUUUCUAUGGAUGAGGCUUAUGUCUUUUUCAGUGCAGAUUUUCAGCUGGAGAGCACACGAGGACUGUAAAGGACUGUGUGUAGUCUGUUGUGUAUUGAAACGUUCGCUUACCCUGCAAGAACUCAAUUUCAGUUUAUUCUGCAAAGGGGCGCUAAUGAUUCAAUAGAUGAAGAUCGAAAACAGAUAAAAAAACUCUAAUUUACUUCUUUGCUCCAUCAUAUCGUGCAUCACUCUUCUUUAUAUCCUGGUUGUCUCUGAAUGCGUUAUUUAGCGACUGAAAUUGCAGAGCCGUUUAUAUUGUUCAGUUUAGCUUUUUUUUUAUCUCCCAGUUUACGCUCUGUAACUUUUGAUAUCAUUGAAUGAACCACAGAGCAAAAAGUGAGUUUCAAAGAGAGCGUGAGUAAAAGGGAAAAGGAUGGUGCGCUCAUUUAACCAGACCCUUCCCUCAGAGCAUCUUAAUUGGUCUCAGCUCAAAGGAGGCGCAAGCAUUUCUGGAUCAUCUUUAGAAGUGGUUUCCUGUUUUAACCUGCAUGCACGUAGAUGUUAUAUAUACAGCAACAAACUGGGUUCACAGACUGUGGGUUUUGGAAGGGAAUUUAACCGCACAUGCAGUCGCAAGGGACUGGCUCAACCGGCAAACCAGCGUAUUUCCAAGUGUUUCACUGCAUAACAUGGCUGCCCGGUCGGUUUGCCGGAACGGGUAACUCGGACAAAGUUGUAUAGCAACAAAUUUUGUGUCUUUUGUUGAAAAAUGUUGAUGCUGUUCACAAAAAAUCUGGUUCUCCCUCGGUGGGGAUCGUUCAAACCUAAGAGUCAUGUCUCUUUUUAAUGUCCAAAGGCUCCUAAAACUGCAGAAACUCUUAACCCAUUAAUGUAUGUGGGUAAUGUAAUCUCUAAAUUCUGUGCCAUUUUUCGAGAAGUGUUGGACUUUUGCUCACACAGUUCCUCACAGAGUGUUAAAUUUCUUCUUUAUUUGACGUUUGAGUGACUCAGCCUCUCUGAAAUGUUCAUUUUUACCCACUUAUGUUACAAACGUGUCACUAAUUAUUGCCUCUCAAAGUUUUGUCACUGUCUCUUUUUUAUUUCUCUGUUUCUGUUUCUUUCCAGUCUGCCAUGAUGAUUUGGAAAUGGAUUUGUCUUACGGUCCUCUUCCAUGGGGCACUCACACAUCCAACCCCAUCCUCACCCCCCAACACGACCACUGCCAGCGGACCCUGUCGGAUCUUCAACUCGGGCCGCUCCGCAGACUGCAAGGGACGACAGCUGGACAGCGUCCCUUGGAAACAAUUUCCAUCCACGGUUGAAGACAUAGAUCUGUCCUACAAUAAACUCCAAGCUGUCCGUGACGAUGACUUCCUCCACCUUCCUCAGCUCCGCAGCCUCCUGCUCAGCUACAAUAAUAUUUCAUACAUUGACAGUGAAGCCUUCCAAAACAACAAUUUGCUGGAGCAUCUUGACAUCUUUAAUAACUCCCUCCAGGAAAUUCCUGCCAAAGCUUUGACUCCUCUAUUGAAUCUGAAGCAGCUAUACAUGUCAAAUAAUCUCUAUAAACAUGCCACUCUGGAUCAGAGCUUCUCCAAAUUUAGCAAACUACAAGUUUUGUCCAUGGGCGGCCCGCUUGUGAUGGGUCUAAAGAGAGCAGAUUUUCAGCCCCUGAAGAACCUCAGGUUAUACGGUUUUGCAAUUAAAUGCUCCUCUAAUCUGAGUUACUACGAGCCUGGAAGUUUAGAAGUCAUCCAGACGUCACAGAUGGGCUUCGACAUGGCAAUAGAUCAACGACCAAACGCUCUUCAUUCGAUGCUGCAGGACAUCGCCAACAAGACCUUCAGUGUCCUGCAAUUCCGCAACCUGUUUGAGUUCAUGUACUACAUGAGAGAGGAUGACAUAUUUCAGGGUUUAAAAUACGUCACAGCUGAACAGCUCAUCUUCCACCGAGGAAAAUUCAAUGAGAACCUCAUGAGGAUGGUUCUGAUGAACCUACAAUCCGCAUCCAUCAAGAACUUGAGGCUCCAGUACAUCGACUUUGCCCGUUCACCUAAGUUUGGCGACACCAGUGGAGAUUCCAGUAUCACAGAUCUGGCUCUGGACAAGCUGGAUCUUUGGUGAGUGUCUUCUAACUACUCUAUCGUACUUCCACGACAUGUGUUUGGGACUCAGGCUGGUCACAUGCUAGAAAACUUUUGGACAUCAACAGAAUUUUAAAACCAAAACCACAACAACAACUUCAUCAGAUUUUUACCAUUACUCUAAACACAGAGUGAAUUUUGGAAACACCACAGUCAACAUGCCCUCGAGUAAACUUUUCCUAAAGCAAAACACCUUUUCAGUUCCAACAUAUGCUUAGAAUUAACUUUUCAUUACGACCACAAUUUCCGCCCCGACUCAUUCAACUCAAAUCUCAUUUUCUCUUAGGUAUAUCAGCAACCCUGACAUUCUGCGCUUCGACUGGCGCUUCACCUGGUUCAACAAAAUAAAGCACCUGUCCAUCCAGUAUGUUUACUUCACCUCUGUGCCCUGCGAUUCCUGGGUUGAGAUGACUGGCGUGGAGGUUCUGGAUGUCUCCAAUAAUCGGCUAAAGGACGACGUGCUCUUUAAUCAGCGUUGUGAUUAUAAGGGCACCAUGCCAAACCUCCACACUUUCAUACUGAGCACUAAUGAACUCACCAGCUUAAAAGACCUGUCAUCACUCACGAGGGAGUUCGAGCAGCUGCAGGAGUUGGACGUGAGCAACAACUAUCUGGGAUCUGCUGGAAAAAGUCAGCGCUGCGUUUGGCAAAAAAGUAUAACCCGGCUUAUCGCUCACCACAAUCAGUUUGAAGUCGACUCCCUCAGCUGUCUGCCCACCACAGUGCAGUACUUAGAUCUGUCGUACUGCAACCUGGACCAGCUGGACAUGUCGUAUUUCGAAAAAGCCGCCGACCUGAAAGAGCUCCAUCUUAGCGGCAAUAAAAUCAAGUUCAUCCCCUCUAGGUGGGUAAGUCCAUCCCUACAGACGCUAGCUUUGGAUGGGAAUUCAUUUGGUCUCAUCAGUAAGGAGUCCUUCCAACACAUGCCUCGGCUUUCAAACCUGAGAGCGGGGAACAACCCUUACCACUGCACCUGUGAGCUCCAUGCUUUCGUCCAGGACACGACGUCAAAGGGAAAGGUCAACCUCACGGACUGGCCGGAGAACUACAGGUGUUACCACCCCGAGCCUUUCCUCAACACGGUCGUUUCCAAAUACCUACCAAGUCAAGUGGCCUGUGAUAUCAGGCUCGUUAUCAUCAUCUGCGUUUCAACCACGGCACUGGUGGUCUUCAUACUGAUGCUGAUAUGCUAUCUGUUUGACCUGCCGUGGUACACUAAAGCUACAUUCCAGAUCAUCAGGGCCAAAUACAGAGCUCACAAAGAACUGGCAGCAAGAGACCCGGGAAGUUUUGAGUAUCAUGCCUUCAUUUCCUACAGCCACUCUGACGCAGACUGGGUGAGGGAUCAGCUCUUACCCUGUUUGGAGAGUAACAAGAACCCCUACCGGCUUUGUAUUCAUGAGAGAGACUUCAUGCCAGGGAGGUGGAUCAUUGAUAACAUCAUUGACAACAUUGAAAACAGUCGCAAGGUAAGAGACUCGUGCACGGCAGGGUUCUGCAUGACUCACACAUCCAGCAGUUCCACUCUGUGAUAUAAACGCUUGCACAAAAAAAGGUCGUCUUGCAGAGAUAUUCAACGUCAAGGUUUGGGGGGAAAUAGUCAUUGUGAAACCUGGCAGCUAGUUUGGCAAGCAGCUUUUGAGGAACUUGAGGUUAGAUUGGGUGAGGUCUUGGGUAAGGUGGGUUUCCGAUGGAAAAAUCCCCGACCAGGCCUUGAUUGUACCCUCUUUAGUAUCGUCUCAUGUCUGUGUUUCACUAGAUCACCUCAGAAACUAAGAUUUAAUCCUUGCUUCUGGUCAAGAUCAGUGGCCCCGACAUCGCAUCUGCAUCCAAAAAAAGAAGACAGAGUUUCUGACACACCCCUGAGGUUUAGCGAGUCUUUUGUAGUACAGUAUAAAAGUGUUUUACUGGUAAAUCUGUCUUGCAUGAUAAAUUGUUUGACGAAGAAAAACCGUCAAACAAAACCUCAGAUAAUCAUGAGGAUAAGGAGGCUAACAAGUCGACCCUCACGUAGAUAAUACUGAUAACAGCUUGACCGUGACGUGGCCCGGCUUUGUAGAUCCUUUAAAAGGGAUAUUUAAGCAGAACUUAUGGAGUGUGUCGCAGAGAUAAAAGAUGAUAUUGAUUUAGAAAUCAGUGCAUUAAAAAUCACGCCUGGAUCAGAUGAAAUAAAGCUCUAUGAUCGACUGCCGGGCUUUGAGGAUUUGUAGUUUUAUUGAUUCGGAGCAGUGAAGUGCGGAAGGAUGAGGAACGCUUCAGGAGUCUGAGGGAUUUAAAAAUGAUGACGGUACAAAAAACUGUUUCUGUUGGGGUCAGAAUCAUUCAGUGUCCAUCAGAUCUAAAGCAUGCUCUCACCUGUGGUGUCCCCAUGACUUUGACUGACACAAGAUCUAAGAGGUCUUUACGGGUAUGAGUGGACACACACUGAACAGUAUUUAUUUUCCUUUUUGACUCUACAUUCAGAGGAACAGACUUAGUGGAAAUGGACAUCUUAAUCCAGGUUUCCUUUCUCUUUAUCCGUCUCCGUCCUCAGGUGAUAUUCGUCCUCUCUCGGCACUUUGUCAACAGCGAGUGGUGCAACUAUGAGCUGUACUUUGCCCAGCAGAGGGCGAUGGGGAAGACCUUCAGUGACGUCAUACUGGUGGUGAAGGAGCCAAUCGAUCCCAGCUCUCUGCCCAGCAAGUACUGCAAACUGAAGAAGAUGCUGAGCACCAAGACGUACCUGGAGUGGCCCCAGCAGUCCAACCAGCAGGCCUUUUUCUGGGCACAGCUCAAGAGCGUUCUGGGGAAGCCGACGACCACGACCCGAGACAGCGUGAGAAGCAGGAUCUCAUCUGCGGGAGGCAUUUCUGUGAUUGGACCCUUGAUAGACGACAAGAUGAUCGAUGAAGCUCGACCUGAUGUUGACAAAGACGCGCAACCCGAUGCUGACAUUAUUUGGCGGAAUAAAGGUGAGAUGUCAAACCUGAGACAGAUCCCAGUUGCGGCAUUUUAACCAAAAGGUUAAAAAGAUGGAAAACUGUUCAACAGAGUUUCUUCACUGAGGGUCUGAACUCAGGUAACCUUUUAUGUGUGGCUAUGUCAAGCUGGGAGCAAAAGCCACCGUCUCAUUAUGAUGACAGACAUUAACAUGAUCCCUUUCGGUUCCUGGCAUUCUGUCAUGUUAUCCCCGAGCGCCGAGCCGAUGCCCUCUGUGCCACUCUCCCUCUGAGCGACUCGGGCCCAGUGCCCCGCUGACAGGCGCUGAAAGGCCAAAAAACUCAACGGCUCAAAUGAGAUCUCCCAUGUCGCUCGCUGGAUAACAAGAGAUGAGCCAGGACGAUGUGGUGACAGGAGUGACGAUGUGAAAGGACGGGCUCUGUUACAGCCUGGCCCUCUAAGGUACGAGACCAUGAAAGUUCAGACUCUGAUGUUUCAGGACGGAGACUCCAGGGCAUCACAUGAAUUACAUGUUUUGGGGAGAUUAACCCAAAGCCGAACCACUAAGGAUCAUGAAAAUCCAAACAAAAUCAUCCUUGGAGCUCGUAGAUUCAGAAGACUCUUGAGAAAAGACGAUGGUUGCAGUCUGUCGAGCUCUAGCUCAAUAUUUUAAUCAGCUUUUAAGUGUCAAAUAACAAACUGUUAGUGCAAAGAAGCUUUCAAUCCAGCUCUCCAGUAUAAGUCAAAAUGAAAUUGGGACGCUGCCCAAAAUGUUGAUUCAAACAGAUUUCAAAAGGGUUGAAAAUUACUCAAAGUCUCUAUUUUAUCAGAAAAUGGUGCGAAGACAACAAAUCAGAUGUUUAAAAUAGAAAAAACAAACCUCCAAGAAUGUAUGUUAAAGCUUCACUGCGCAAAAUAGGAACUAUAUAUGAUCCAGAGAGGCAGGGGAACUAUCCUGUGGUCUGAAAGUCAAAUUGGACAUUUGUUUUGGAAAUCGUAGCCCAAACAAGCGACUCAAGACUUCACCAUUUAAGUUUUCAGGCCUGCAGAAAGAAGAGCACAAAGAAUGAUCUAUCUAGUGUGAACGUUUAGUUUGUCCUUUGUGGGCUACAGUAGAAUAAACAGGCGCAGCAUCACCUACACAGCGUAUGAAACCCAAUUCCUCCACAUCACAAGAAAAGCUUUUCUCAGGUAACAAAAAUACAAAUAUGUUUUUGUACUAAUGCAGCCGACCCCCCUGUGAAUAUUAUAUCCUAUUUCUGUCACUUACUAUGCAAAUUAAUCCCUUGGAUUAUACACUUGAGCUUCAAACGAUAUGUUACAAGUGCUUUAAUCAUCCCAUUAGACACAGGCUCUCCUAAAUCUUUGAAGUUUAAACCUUUAAUUUCUCAGAGCAGGUAGGCUGUGUGAACAACUCUCCAACAAGAAUCUUUAAACUUUGAAGUAUCUCUCUGAACUUCAAAAAUAAAACAAUCAAACUUCAUUCAGAAGAGGUUUUAGAGGUUAAUACUGAGAGGAGAGACAAGAGCGCUGGGCGGAUAUUAAAAUUGUAAAUGCUAAUUGGUGAAUAUUUUGAGGAACUUGAAUAAUUUUGUCCUGAAAAAAAAGGCUCCUGUUUUAUAUUUUACACAGUACUGACCCAGUAUUGUCAAGGUUAAAAAAACAAGUGUACACAGUAAAAUGUCUGAAACCACAUCACAAAAGCCUGCAGAAGUGUUUACUUUGAAAUGUGUGGAUCUGAAACUGGACUGUGUGUUCAUAUCAUUAAACUCCAAAAACAAGCGGAUGGUACAAACUUCUAUAGUAUCAUCAAUAAUAUGUAUUUAAAAACUGUUUUGAAGUGAAAAAUAAUGAAAUACUUUUUUGUGUCUGGAUUAAAAUGACAGGCCUUGAUGAUUUUCUAACGGGUACAAAUGCAACAAACAAAAUGUUCUUUAGAAGUUUGUCGCAAAAAGAUUUUAAACACAUUUUUAUUCAGAUAUUCUGACACAGACAGUCUGUUAAAUUUGACUAUUUUUGUCCUGAAUUGUUUAUUUUUGUAGAUGAUCCGGGUCUUAAUGUGAAGUCAUUUGUAGAGUUUGCAAACGGCCAGCAGAUGACACUCUUGAACUUAUUGUUCCCAGACUAAUGAGAUAAUGUUUUGCUCACAGAGUGACAAUAAGACCUGCAUGUUGAUUUGACACCAAAUUGCUCUGUUUUUUGACCUAAUGUGUAAACCAGCUGCAUCUUCCUUCACUGUGCGCUGUAUAUAUGUGAAAUAUAAAUAUGCACUUUGUGGAUCACAGGGAUAAGCUUUUUUUUUUAAAGCAUGUCGUGUUUUCUUCUGUUGGUUCAGGCUACUGUGAUGAAAAACUUUACUCUAAUGAUCCGACUUCAAAUACAGUUUGUGCUUUGUUUUUAUGACAUGAGAAAUGCUGGACAUUUAUAGUUCUUGUAUCGAUGAAUAAAAAAGUCUGAUAAGAACGUGUUUGCACUAUGUGACCUCUUUAGCCACUUUCAGUCAUUUGAGUUUUUUAAUAAUCAAAGUCAGUCAAAGAAAGUCGCUCCUUGUUUAGACGAGCACACGGUGGAUAAAACACUUCUUACUUUGAGGCCAAAAUGUUAUUCAAAUGAUGUCCAAACCGCUGUGACACAUUACUCUGCAGCAACGUAUGAGGAGCACCUCUGCUGGUUUAAUGUUUAACCAGAGGAAUGGAAAUAUGAGACCAGAGAUACUGAUGUUAAUCAACCAGUGGUUUGCAUCCAGUGAAAGGAGGAUUUCAUUUGGCCGGUCUAUCACUGUUCAAGUAGCACUCUUCAACCCCAACCAUUCCCUUAAUUGGAAAUGAUAUUGCAGGAAAGCAUUAGUCACAGCUCAUAAGUGUGAGUGAGGCCUGAUGAAACGAACUCGAACAGAGCUCAGGGAGAAACUCUUCAAGGAAAAAUAAAAGACGAAUGCUCUUUAACAGCGUUUCAGGCAAAUAUCACUUCAGAGGUUUGAAAAAUUUGAGAUGGUUUUGGGAUACUGAAAACAGAGGUUUAGAAAAACAGCUGAGAUCAGAUCACGGUGAUUAUCAGUGGUUAAAAAGACUGAUGGAGCGUACAAUCGAGUUUCUAAAACAUGAAACACUUUAUAAAACGGAGCACAACUCUGCAUGGUCACACAGCCAUUAAAUAACGGGUAGAUAGUGAGAAACUCCUCAUUAAAUUCCUCAGAGGGGCUGAUUAUUACUUAAUAGGGAACAAAGUGAGGCAUCAUUAGGAGUAAUGAAUCGUUACUCACUGAUUACCCGAUCAUUAGUUACUUAUUUUAUGUAGUGUCAAGACUGCAUACAUCAGGCUAUUUUGCAUGUAUAAAGCAGAUUUUGCAGCAGUGGUGGACUCAGAGGAGGGGGAAGUGUAACCCCAUCACACACACUCCCAUCUAAAGAUGCUGCAUAAGUGCCCUCCUGGAGGCCUUUGUAAACAUAAUGUGCUCUCUCUGUGACGUCUUAACAUGAAAGUGGACUCUUAGACGUCCCUUUAAUGGACAAAAUGCAGCGGAGUGUCCUGUUGAUGACCUUAUUCUGCACAUUUGGUUGUUAUGCAAGGUUUGUGACCUAAAUUCAAGACUUUAACCGAGAGUUGAAUCAGUAAACAGGGUCUUAUGUGUGUUAUCUGCAUGUGGCACACAGCACUGUUCAGCUUUAAGACGAUCAUGUGAUAAAUGACAGAUUAAGUCUUACUAAAAUAUGUGUUUCAAUAGUUUUUUUAAUCUUUUGCAUGAUUACAUCCUUGUAUAAAUAUUCAUCAUAUUGCAGGAAUUUCGUUUGAAAUCCUCAAACUUCCUCUUAUUGAUCUUGCCUCUAAUUAUGUGAGUAUCAAAGACACAGACAUCGAUUAAUGUUCAUGCUGAUGGGUUCUCUAAACAUGACUUGUUUGUUGUUUUGAAAAAGCAGUGAAAUGUACAUGUUUUAGAAAAGUAGAUCUCUAACAGCACAGCCCGGCAUAAAUGCAGCAAGCACGCACAAACACCCACUACUGAUACACAUCACUUCAGCGAUGCCAGAGGCUCACAUAAGCAAAAAAUCGUGACCAAAUUCACAAUCAGACACCACAGAGACUGGAUGCCUCCCGAGCUGCAGACUGUACUCUGUGGGCUGACAUGAGUGCGUGAACACAGCGCUGAAAGUCAUUAAACCACGUCCCAGUCUACUUUACUGCACCUGCUCCUGUCAAUUACUACACGCUCCAGGAAAGUCAUCAAACCACGGCCAUCAAAACUAUACAAAAGGCUCAUUAAUCGUUCAGCAACUGCUCCUAAUUAGCACCUAUUUAAAGGAGAUCUAAGUGUAAUAGUUAACAGGCUUGUAUAUCCAUGUUAUGAUCGGCUAUAUCAGCAUUACACGAGAUAACAGUCGGCCCACAUCCAAUCAAGAGAGAUUGAUCACUCACCUUUGCUGUCACUUGUUGAUAACGGAGGUGUCGCUCCUUGAAAUCAUGGACUUCAUGAACUUGUCUGUGAUUGAAUCCACGUCCCUGUUUCAUCGACAAACACAAAAAGACAUUUAGACAAAGAGAAAUGUUGUUUUCUGUAAUUGUGGACGAUGUGAAAGUUAAACAGGAGCUUAACUUUGUUUUUAUCAGUGAAACUGUUAUCAAUAUGUCAACUGUGUAUGCUGGCGUAGGAGGGAGGUGAGUUCAGUUCUUCUAACACAGGAAUUAUAAAUGACAUUUAGGUUUGUGGGAGGAAAAAAUACAGAUUUAAAAAAACAACAUUAUGUGAUCAAAAGUGGUGGAACAUUUUAACCUGCUCCUUUUAGCAAAAUUAUUUUACAACCUGUUUAACAUUGAUUUCAUUUUCAAAUUGUACAUUUGCAGCAGCUCGGUCACAAAUAUCACAAAAGCAGUUUAUUAAAGUCGAAAUAGAGGUUCCUUUUUUCCAAGUAAUUGCAAAUUUUUAAUAUAUAAUUCAUCUGGUUUGAAAGCUGUUAAUGUAAUUCUCAUGGGACAGAUGUCAUGGGGAAAUUUAGUGGACAACAACUGCAAUCUUUUCAAAUUUAAUGUAUUACUUUAAAAAAAACAUAGCACUUAAGUGCUUUGAUCACAGUGUUUUGUUAAACUUGGUGUUUUUAAAGGGAUAUUCCGCCAUAAAAUUAAUUUAGGGUCAAACCCACCGUAACACCGAGUUAGACCCCCCCUCCAGAGAUGAAUGUUGUCGACCGCUUUCUUCUCUAGUUACACCAACUUUAGUAACGACCACAGGAUAGAAAUACAGAGAGCCACGCCCCCAACCAAAACGCCACUCUAUAGCCACAAAUAAUGCUCAGAACAGCACCUAACUUCAUCAACAGGACAUAUAGGGUCACAGACAUAGUACUAGACACCAAACAUCUUUUUAACUUUGACUGAUUUCUUUAACAAAGAGACUAAACACAACUCACCUACUCUCUUCCAGCAGCCGCUUGUUUGUAGUGAGACCUCAGGCCAGUCCAUUACAGACUACAGCGGGGUGCCGCAGCUCAAGGAAGAACAUUUAUGAUCAUUUCUUUAUCAUAGGACGUAUCCUUCAUGAGCCGAGAAAAGAAAGAGGAAAAAGAGAAAAACGUUUGUUUGCAUGUCAUGGAUGUUAAUCAAAGAGAUCUGUGUAGGUGUGUGAAUGAUCAACAAUCAAUAUUAUUGGCAGAAAUAGAGGGACCCAAAAUCCAAAUUUUGCUUAGGGCCCCACUGAGGCCUGGGCGGCUCUGGUUAACAGAGAACUUCCUGAAGACCUGAGGACUCUGCCUGACUCAUGAGGUAAAAGCAGAUCAGAUAGAUAAGAGGGAACAAAGUCAUUAAGAGCUUUAAAAACCGAUAAAACAAACUUAAAAUCGGUUCUAAAAGAGCCGGAUGUGACGAAGCGGCGUCCUCACUGACUGCGGGCGGCGCGUGGACACACGUACCGACAUCUGCGCCAAACAUUUCCCGCCAGCGUCGCUAUUUACCCACCAAACAACUAAACAGCGCUACUUUCCCUUCUCUGUUGGAUCACAGGGUAGCUAAGGGUGCACAGUUGGAACUCCAUCAGUGAACUUAAACAUUCAUUCACACAGAUAUUCAUCCCUUCACUUACUUACCGAGCGUCCAUUUAUUCACGCCAUCAUGCCGGAUCAUGUGUCCAAAUAAGGAAACAGAGCGCGUGAUUUCCGGGUGUAAAGUAGGCGUGUAUGGAGGGUUAAAAUGGUCACAUGAUGCAAGAAAAAUUAAUUCUCGUUGUUUUUUAUGAAUCCCUAAAAAUUAAUGCUCUUUUGAUUUCUGUACAAACUUAGUUAAAAUGGAUAAAAACUCACAGAAAAAGGUCUGAAGGUUAAAAAUGGUAAAAAUGGUUUAAAUGUGAAUAAAUAUGUUUAUUUUUCUAAAGUUAUGUAAUCGAUAACGACCACUGGGCGGGGCUAGAGGGGUUUAAAAGAAGGCUGUCUGAGUGGGUCUGUAAGUCUGGAGUUUGUUGUUUGGAAGGAAACUGACAAACGGACUUUUUAGUGCUGCUGUGUUUCUGGUUUUCUCUUGAGUCGUAGUGGAAAUCCCGCCCUGUCCGCAUUUUCUUUUGUAAAACAUAUUUGACCACUUUUUUGCACUUUUGUACAUAUUUUUGCACUGCACCUUGAAAGACCGGCUGUAAAUCCUGUCACCAUCACCGCGUUUUCCACCACGCCUGUGUUUUACCUCUAUAUUGUUAUUGUUUGAGUGAAAACCAUGGGACAGGGGGCUUCCUGCAUAUUUAGUGAAAUACUCUGUAGGUGAGGCGUCAGGUGUGAAAAUGACAAAAUUUCCCCCUUUUUCUAAAAAAAAAGCGACAUCAGUGAGCAGCAGCAGUAUCGUGGCCAAGUGACAUGGACAGCUCGAUCUGAGGGAUAAUGUAAAAUAAUAAUUAUCUUUGUGCUUUAGUAACGAUAAAAUAGAUACACCGUUGGUUUCCCACCAUGUCCACUGUCAUCAGAACAAAAUAUCUGUCCUGAACAAUAAAAUCCACCACCCCUGAUUUUUUUUCACAGUUCGACUCCUGGUUAUGUGUCAUAUCUGCGCACAGCUGGGUUUACCUGUCGUAAUAAGGUGAAAUUAUCCAGGGAUACUGAGGUGAAUUGUGCUCAACAGUCGCCAUAAACUCCCUGCUGCAGCCUUACAUGGCCUGGACUCUCACCUGUGCUGCUGCUGUCCGGGGGGGGAGGCGCCUCUGAGAUCCUGAUCUGUUUGCGCACAGGUGAGAGGAGCGCAUAUAACCGGUGAGAUGAUGAGAGCUGCAGCCACUUCCAUCAGACCUUCACCUGUCAGCGGCUGUGUUCAGGUGAGUUCCUGCAGCUUUUUUUUACUUCCACAGUUUUAAAGAUCUAAGAGGAGAGACUCACUUGUUGUUGUUUCCGUGUGGAUCUGCUCCUGAAGUCUGACUCUCUCCACAUGUUCGUGCAGAAGCUGCUCCUCCGUUAAUUAACAGCAGCUCUGACUCUGACAUUCAAAGGCGUUUAAUGAGCUCCCUGAUCGCGGCGGGAAUAAAUGAUUAACGGCAAUUACGGAGACUAAUGAAGGCAACGUGGAGCAGCAUCAGUCAGGGAAGGAGAUGCAACAUCUCUCAGCUCUCAGAUAUAUCAGAUUUAAAGUUAUUUAUUCACACAGCCCCGCACAGACAGGUAGAGAGCAGGAUACAUUAUUGAUGAGAGCACCUCUCGAUAUCAAUAAACACGAAUCUGACAGCCUGAGUGAUGGAGGGAGAGCAGCUCUCACAGGUAAACCUCAGCAGGUAGUUAAUGUAAGGUAAGGUAAGCCGGAGAUCCAAAUCAGUUUGAGGUGCAGCUCGCCCAGCUGGAGGUCUGUCCUUUUGUCCUCUGCUGCUUCAUGGAGGUGGGGGGUGAGAGACUCAGACCCCCCAUGGAGCAGCCUCUCAGGUGUCAGGUGUUAGGUUAUAGAUUUAACUGAUUUGACUUCCAGACUGACCUGGGCAUUUACAUCAACUCGGCACAAAUAUCAGCUCCACUUGUCACAAAGAGAAAGUGGACUGAGAUAUCCUGAUUGACACGAUCGGAGUCUGAACCCCUAAAAACAAAUAUUAGUCUAAUAACAGAUCCCAUUUAUUUCUUUGUGCAAAUUUUUAUUGUUGCUUAUUUAUAACUUCCUGAAAUUAAUGCCCCCCAUGGACCAGAGACCCAAAUUAAUCUUCAUUAUAAAAACAUUAGAGAACGCUGUUAAGGCCAAUAAGACACUCAUUAAACUGUUUUUGAAUUACAACAAAUAAAAACUAUUUACACAACCUUCUUCCAAAUAAAAACAUGUAUUUUUUUUAAUAAAUGAUAAUAAAUGCUCUUCAGCAGGAGGUGAUUAUUAAUUGCCUUUAUCAUUAACUUUCUGCAGCAGUGGAAGGGAUCCUCAUUAUCAAAGUAAAAUAAUAAUUUCAGUCACAUCAGCUCAUUUAUCCAAAUAUAAAACAACCCUGAUAAUGAAAUGAAACCCUUAUACUUUAAAAUACCAAAUAUGUUUUGUAUAUAAAGUAUAGAAACAGCAAGAUAAUAGAAUAAUCGACUCAGAGCAGUUCUAUCUUUUAUAUUUCUAUGUCGAGGCCAGUCUGUGUCAUCUGUUUCAGGUUGACCUUGUUUCUAGAUUGACCCCUACAGGUCAGCCGAGUGCAAACACAACCAUUGAUUGGUCAGGAGACUUGCACUGUCAUCUUACGAUAAAAAUAAUAAUAAUUAUUUUCACAUAAAUCUCCAAAUGUGACUUAAGUUUAUGAGAAAGUGGAUCCAGACAGUCUCUGGAAAUACACUGAUCUCUCCUGUGGGAUAGAAAAGUCUCUGGAGUUCAUCCCCUAAAAGCUGACGGUCUCACAAAGCGAGUGGAUUUUACUGUAAGUCUUCAUGUUGUCGUGAUGGACAGAGCAGUUCUUUUAGAUAUACUGAAUCACUAGAAUCAGUUCACUAAAAACAUUUGUUCAAAAGAUUUGUUCACCAAAUCACCGAAUCAUUCAGCUCUUGGUGGGAGGAGCCUGUGACUUCGACCUCCUAAACUGACACACAGCUGAACAGCUCAGAUCAAAGCUUCUGGGACCAGGAGACGAGGGUGUUUGUCUGUGUUGCUUUGGCAAACAGAUUUGUAAGUCAUAAUGUUUUAAGUGUACUCUCCUUUGGUAUGCUGUUUUUCAGGUCUGCUCAAUAAAUCGUUCUCAGUGAGUGAUUCGUUCACUGAACGUUUAGAAGAAUUCACACUGAACAUGAACCGUUCCCUCACAAACCGCUGCAGUGGUAAGAUGCUGCGGGUUUGAUGCACGACUUGUUACAUGCUGUGUUCUACUGUAUACGAGUUGUUGUGGUGGUUAAAGUUAACUUUGUCCGACAAAAAUGAUUCCAGAGAGUGUAGUUCAAUGCGUAGUUCACAGGCGUCGGUGCAUGUGGUCCCUCGUUCACUGGCUGCUCGCCUGGCAACACUGUGUGCUAUAACAGCUGACAGCUCAACUGAAGUGGAAAACGAACGAAUCACUUGAGGAAGUGAUUCAGUUCAGUACGUUCACUUAAAAGAUUUGGUUCUUUUGAACAAAUCGUUCACUAAUGACACAACACAUACCUUUUUUUUAUUUUUAGAGCUGACAUAAUAAACACAACAAUAACACGUUGUAUACACCGGUGUUGACCCGAGCUCUGGCUUAAGUUGUCUGUGAUCCAUCUUAAGGUGAAAAAAGCAUAAUUUAGAUCCGUCUUGUUCAUCUGGGAAACAUGAUUUUUGGUGUCAACCUCAAACUCUAGAGAAACUGCAUUUUUCUGACAGUCUGCAUCGGCUUCCUUUAACAACACUGUGGGUUUCAGCUCUGUGCAAUUCUAUACAGUAUAAGCCCACGUCUGUCUCAUAAUAUCUGCUUACCUAUAUAUAUCUAUUUAUAUAUAUGUCAGGUCACCCCUGUAAAAGAGAUGUGGAUCUCAGUGGGUUAUUAACCGAGCUAAAUGGAUGACCUACUUCUCCCAGAUGCAGCCGGUCGGGUAUCAUGAGCCGUCAGGGAAUCUGUCCUGCUGUCUGCAUUAAAUCAGCCAGUUAGAGGACGAAUACUUCACUUAAAUGAAAGUAAAGGUAGAAAUGAUUCAUUUCCUCUUAGGUUCACUGUUAUCAAAAGAGUAAUUUGCAGUUUUCUCCUCUUGCCUUGAGUGUUUCCUCUCACCCACCUGUCUGUGAAAGUGGAGGUGUGCACAAGUCAAAAAUAGAGGAUCUGCAGUUGCACUGAAAUGGAUAAAACUCAAAGUAUUAGAAACCUCAGAUCCAGUUUCUGAGUAUUUUCAUUCCAGCGUUAUAAAGUUUUUGAGACUCUUCCAGAAGUGAGCUCAGAUUUAGAUAUUUCAGAUUCGUCCCAGUUUCGUCUGGGCUGUCAGGAGGAAGAUGAUCAACCUCAAAGCAGGAACAUAACUCUGAUGAAGACGGGGUUCAGACUGCAGCGGAGCAUCUGAGAAGAUGUUUGCUCUGAGCGACUGUACGCCUCUCAAAUGUCUGCUCUUGAAAUUUCCACUUUCCUUUUAAAAUUUUUGUCCCACUUUCUUCAGAGUUUUGUCACAAGUGUCGAUUAGACGAGUGGAUCCCAACCUUCUUUCCUUGGAGCGAUCCUUUCUUCUAUUGUAGAAAAACAGGGGCCCCUGAAGGCCCUCACAGAAGAGGAACGAUGCAUCACUGUCAAGAAGUACAUCAGUUUUCAUCAAGGAAGUGAGGAGGAAAGUACUUUUACAGUUUUAUCUCCAGGCAGAGCUAUCCAAAGUUUCCUGCGAGUGAGUCAGAGUGAUUUUAGUUAACGAACAAAUUGAAUUUUGACGACCUCAGAGUCGAUCUCAGUGUCUUCAACGUUUCCAAGACACAAACCUGUGAAGUCCACGUGGGCUUGAGGCUGUCUCACUGUCAAAUGUCAAGUGCAUGUGGGAUCGUUUCCAGACUUUUCUUGCCUUUUUAUGAACCCUUUCACAAAGUGAGCAUAUCUGCAGACUGAGCAUGAUGGAAUUACCCAUAGUUCAGCAUUUUAACGCUAUAAAGUGGAAAUGAAAACAAAAAAAGGGGCCGUAAAGGUGCAGCUUCAGCUCUUCAGAUGCGUGCAAAGAAAUCACCCUUCGAGUGGUGUCGGUUACGUCCUCGAGAGGUCAGGGCUUUGGGUUCAGGAAGGACAUCGAGCUCCAGACAAAGCCUCACUUGGGUCCUGGUUAAGACCCGAUGUUUUCCAUUCGUCUUUUUGAAACCUGAUAAAAGCAGAAAUAGUGACACGAGGAUUUCUUCUGCAGAUUUCCUUGAAUGUCUGGGUUCCUAAAACCUUGCCUGAGUUUAUGAUAAAGUAUUUACUUGAAUUCUAACCCUUCUGAUUUGUCUUUUCAGGCAUCAACAUGUGCUCCGGUCUGCAAUCCGCCAUGGAGGAACUCAUCAAAGUCUUCCACUGCUAUUCUGGAAAAGAAGGUGACAAGUACAAGCUGAGCAAAGCUGAGCUGAAGAACCUCCUACAGGGAGAACUCGGCGAUUUUAUGGCUGUAGGUAUCUCGUUGACUCGCCACGUUUUACUCAACAUGCAGAAAGAAAAGGCUUGUGCAAUUAAUUCAGUGAAAAGUGUUCAUUAAAGUGGAAACUCUUGGAAACUUCAAACUCAAGAAGUCUAUGAGCUCCAGUAAGCAAUCUGUGUUUCCUGCCAUCCUGCACAGCAACUCAGCUGCUUCCUGCUGAGCGUGACGGCAGCAUGUGAAGCUGGAGUUAAGAUGUUAGACAGCAGGGGUCUAAAGGGUCAUGUAUUUGGAUUGAAUCGUUUGGGUUCAGUGCUGAACUGAGAGUAAUCCAUAUCAAGCUUCCUAGAGAACAAAACUUUAGGACCUGUAAGUAGUCGUGCUGUCAUUAGGUCUCAAAAACAUGUUUUGGGAGCUAGCUAGCUAGCUAACUGUAUGAGAGCAUAUGUAUGUGGACUGAGAGGCUACGGCUAGCAGUGAGCACAGGGGUCGGAGGAAGACAUUGAGCCAUCUUAAAAAAACGUCUUUCAAAUAUGUAAAAUAUUAGUACUAUAUGACUUUACAGCAGUUGUCCUUUACUCUGGUUUCAACACAUUAUAAAAUUAAGCAUAGACGAAGAAGAAGAAGUAGCAAAAUGCUAGCUAACUAACGCUAGCAGUCUUCUGAGAGAUGAUUCAGCGCUUUAAAAUCUGACGUUUUAAGGUUUGUUGUGAGUCAAUGAAUCAUUCUUUCCCCUGUUUUCAUUCAGUUCGGUAACUUAUGCUGCGUUCGUGUUACCUCGGAAGUCAGAUGUCCGAGCUGGGAAUGACGUCAUACCCGAGUUACCAGUGUUUCAGUUACCAAGUCAGAAAAAAGCAAAGUGCGAGGAGGAAACAAGAUAGCUACAUCUACAAAAGGGGAUGCUAAAAUAACUUAAAAUAACUAAAAAUAACUUUCGUAGAUGUAGCCAUCUUGUUUCCGCCUCCCAUUUUGCUUUUUUCCGACUUGGUAACUGAAACGCUGGGAACUCUGGUGUGACGUCAUUCCCAGCUCAGACAUCUGACGUCUGAGGUAACACGAACGCAGCAUUACUAUCAACCAGAAGUUGUGUACUUCAAAAUAAAAGCAUGAUUUGGCAAUUCAGGAAAUAAAGCAGCCCAAAAUAUAUCAAAAUAAAAGCAUGAUAAAGCUUAUAAUUAGCUAAUGCGAUGCUCUCUUGUCUUGCCUUUUACUAAAUUAAUUUUUCCACCAAUAUCGUGAUAGUCUUGUUAUUGUGAUAUCUUUGAUAACUGACAGGAGAAAAUCUGAAAUGGUAACAGCUUCAGUUUAAUUUGAGAUCAAGAUAAAAGAAAUCUGAGCAGGUCUACAGCCUGAACUGUCUGUGAAAAUGAGAAAAAUUGAGUUUGUUUUCCUCACUAUACUGAAAAUUUACCCAACAGGGACGUGGUCAGAUUUAUCUAAAGUUAGGUUUUAAUUUAGGUAGAGUGUACACCUCUUACCUGGAGUUUCUACCCUGCGGCCGUCUCGUCUGAACACACCUUUAUUUUUGCUCUAAAAAUGUCUCUCCUGAAUUAGUGUGUAUGUAGUUGCCUGUGCUUCUGCAGACAGCCUCAAGUGGACACUUGAGGAACUGCAGCUUUUAGCACUUCAAAAUAAAAUCACCCCAAUCAGAGCAGUGAAGCCCAUAGUUGAGCAUUUUCACAGUUUUUAGCUUUGGAGGGUAAAUUUUAAAUCCAGGAUUCAGCUUUAUGAGGAUUUUAUGCUUCUGUUUUUCAGGCCACCAAGGACCCCAAGGUAGUGGAUCGGAUUUUGACCGACCUGGAUGAAAACAAAGAUGGAGAGGUGGAGUUCCAGGAGUUUGUGGUCCUGGUUGCUGCUCUCACUGUCGCCUGUAACGAGUUCUUCAUUGAAUUAAACGAAAAAAAAAAUGCAAAUAAGGCCUGA